This is a messenger RNA of Chelmon rostratus (copperband butterflyfish), 4687 nucleotides long. It is a transcript of the gene apbb2a, whose product is annotated as amyloid-beta A4 precursor protein-binding family B member 2. The record is from RefSeq and is a predicted model, not a curated record. The transcript is spliced from 14 exons. Gene Ontology annotation, biological process: regulation of DNA-templated transcription. The coding region runs from base 204 to 2978 and encodes 924 amino acids. Gene Ontology annotation, cellular component: nucleus; cytoplasm. NCBI's taxonomy places the organism in Eukaryota, Metazoa, Chordata, Actinopteri, Chaetodontiformes, Chaetodontidae. Gene Ontology annotation, molecular function: amyloid-beta binding; transcription factor binding.
ACCGAGCCGGGCUGGGAGGGCAGAUGAUGUGAUGUGAUCCAAUACGGGCGGCCGGCUGCAGCUACGGGGCGGACUGGCACUUAAAAGCGGCUGUCGACCUCGGCCCUGCUCACUGCUGUGUGUGUCGUCGUGGGAGCGGCGGCGCUGAAGCCCGGAGGCUGCCCGAAGAGCGCUCUAUCACGCCAGUGUAUUUCCAGUCAGCCAUGAUGUCAGUACAAACUCCUCCUCUUUCCCGCUCCGGCUCCUCCCCCUCAAAUGUGGGUCUGGCCAAUCGCAGCGCCCCCUCCGCCACCCCUCCCACCUCCCUCAGCCUUCGCUCAUCGUACAACCAGCUCCUCGGGCGUGAUGUCAUCAAGGAGUCCAUGGAAACCGGAAGUUCGGCCACCUUGCCAAAGAGCCGCCAGAGGUACACAAUGACGAGCGUGCGGAGCGCCAUGGGGAUAAGUGACAACUUAUCAUCUAAAAACCAACCUGUAACCAGAGGUCGGGGUCUCCCCACAAAGUCCUCGUCCAGUUCUGCCCUCUACUCCUCUUCCUCCUCCUCCUCACUGUUUAAUACGACCAAUCCCAAACUAGCCAAGAACGGGGCCAACAUGCAGAGACGAGCUGAGAGUCAGCAGCUGGAGCUGAGCAGGGCCAACACAGAGGGCAAAAUUCACAACGAUCUCAUCAACAACCCCAGUUCUGAUUGGCUAGAAUUUGGAAAAGACAACUCGCAGCUGCCCCCAUUCCGAAGACGGACCAAGAGCUUCUUGGAGUAUCAUGAGAAAGGCUGGGAUCUGGACCUCAGUUGGAGAAACAAAGAGGACAAAGAGGAGAAGAAGCAGCAACCUUCCCCAGAGAAGGAGCAGGCCAGCCCGGCCAAGGAGAGGGAGAGCCAGAAGGAGGAGAAGCCCAGCAGCAAGCAGACCUGCCAGGAAGAAAAAGAGGAGGUGGAGCCAGUGGUGGAGGAGGAGGAGGAGGAGGAAGAGGAGGAUGACCCCACACCAACACCAAGACAGCCCCUUUUACCAGUGGUGGUGGAAGCCCCUCUUUCCUCGACCUCCUCUUCUUCCACCAAUAGCCCGGAGUGGGUCCCAGACAACCAGAACCAGGCUCCAGCCCAGGUCAGAGAAGAGCUCUGUGCUCAGGUUCAGGCUAGUCCACGCAGUCCUGCUAAGCCCCCUCGGAGCUCCCAGCCCCGGGUAAUCAAGGUGGAGCUGCACCCCAACAAUGAGAACCAGUUCCUGCAACAGUACCCGCCCUCUUCCCCUAAACAGGCCCGCGCUGCAGAGAGGAACACCCCGACCAGGAGCCGGGCGCCGCCCGCCCUGCCAGAUCCUGAACCAGAGACUGGCCUUCCUAAAGUGGGCUUAAGAAUGGAUAUGACUCCUGAAACUCCAUCAGAGGAUGAAGACUCCAGCUGGACCACCCUGUCUCAGGAGACGCCCUCUCCUCAAAGUCCAAGGGAGACAGGUUCGAUAUCAGACGUAUGGGGUGAUGGGGACCUGCCCCCAGGCUGGCGGGAGAUCUCAGACUUGUCAGAGGUCUAUUUCUGGCACGUCCCCACCGGCACCACACAGUACCACCGACCUGUUGCCUCUGGCAACCGGCACACCUCUCCUAGCACUGAGCGAGACACUGAGCAUGACCCACACCAGGAGCCGCAGGACUCCCUCAAGCCCCCCAGCGAGCGCCCCAGCAGUCUGAUAUCUGACAGCUCGGUGGAGCCGGUCCCUUCACCCACUGGCUCCUCCUCCUCCUCCACCCCCUCCAAUGAUGUCACCUCUUCUGGACCAAACCUCGACAUCACCACCUGCACAGCCAACGAGCUGAAGGACUAUCCAGUCUAUCCAGAUCCCAGUCUGAAGGCGUUUGAAGGGGCUACCCUCCGCUACGCUUCACUUAAACUCAAUCCUCCAGCCCAGCUGGAGACAGUGGACCUCAACAAUACCUUCUCUGAUCCAGAGGCAAUGUCAUUUCCAGUGCGAUCUCUGGGCUGGGUGGAGAUGGCAGAACAGGACCUGUGUGAGGGGAGGAGCAGUGUGGCCGUCCACCACUGCAUCAGACAGCUGUCCUACUGCAGGAGGGACAUACGAGACUCAGCCGGUGUCUGGGGAGAGGGUAAAGGGAUGCUGUUAGUGCUUCAGGAUCGCAUGCUGACCCUGGUAGACCCAGAUGAUCGCAGCCUGCUCCACUCUCAGCCAAUCAGCAACAUCCGUGUCUGGGGCGUCGGCCGGGACCACGACAGGGACUUUGCCUACGUGGCGAGAGACAAAAACACGCGGGUGCUGAAGUGCCACGUGUUCCGAUGUGAUACCCCUGCCGCAGCCAUCGCCACAAGUCUCCACGAAAUCUGCUCCAAGAUUAUGGCUGAAAGGAAAAGUGCCAAGGCUGCAGCUGGCAGCUCCUCCCAGACCAGCUCCGAUGUACCCCUACAAGAGUUUCCCAUGCCAAAGACCGAGUUGGUGCAGAAGUUUCAUGUGCUGUAUCUGGGCAUGACGUCCGUGUCUCGCCCCAUAGGUAUGGACAUCAUAAAUGGCGCCAUAGACAGCCUCCUGUCCUCCACAGGCAAAGAGGACUGGACUCCUGUCAUACUGAGCAUUGCUGACACCACUCUGGCUGUCAUCAAAGAAAAGGAGGAGGAAGAGGAGGCGCUGGUGGAGUGCCGUGUCCGUUUCUUGUCCUUCAUGGGCGUGGGACGGGAUGUGCACACAUUUGCCUUCAUCAUGGACACUGGGAACCAGCAUUUCCAGUGCCAUGUGUUCUGGUGUGAGCCCAAUGCAGGCAGUGUGUCUGAAGCCGUGCAGGCAGCAUGUGUGCUGCGGUACCAGAAGUGUCUGGUGGCAAGGCCCCCCUCCCAACGCGCUGGCUCCUCUUCCGCGCCCUCUCCAGACUCGGUGACCCGCCGGGUGACCACCAGCGUGAAACGUGGCGUCCAGUCUCUCAUAGACACUCUGAAAACCAAGAAACAGCCGUCAGAACUCCCCCAGCAAUGACCGUCACCAGUGACCACAGCACCCCCUCCCCCCAGCCGACGCCUGGACGCCACUCACACACUAUCGCCACGACAACACGUAAUCAGUACCAGCCAUGGUAACCAAUGAUGUACAUACAUGUUAACAAACACCACCGCAGAUGAAGGAAAGAGGAGCAAACGUCCAGUAUGCCUGAUGAUUAAAAAAAAUACAAAGAAAAUGCAUCUGUUUCAUUAGAAAUGGAAAAGCUGGUGUCACUGGUUGAACUUUGACCUUUGAACGCUGCUGUGUCCAAGCGGAAACCACCUGCUGGCUUCACUGGCCCUUACUGUAUGUGGAUUUCUGGGCUAGAUGGAUUACUUGAUGGAGCAUUCUACAGACAGGAUACAGGAUAACCCAGAAGGAAAAGAUCCAGUUUCUCUUAACAGACCGGUUACUCCGUUUUCUUUCAUGCUCUGUUCCCAUCUGUACAGACAGCCGUCAGCACAGUCAGCUCCUGGACUGGACGCCUCACGCCAAGCUACGGGAGCCUUCCAGGACAGAAAAGGUGUUGUCUUGCUGUCAUAGGAUUUUGACAGGUGAAUACUUGCGGGAAGCGAGAUCAGACAGACGAAACCUGUCAAGACGCCCCCACCCCACCAAAUGACAUAGAAAUGUUUUGAUCCCUUCGAUGUGUGACAGACUUGAAACAGACAAAAACAUCUCAACAUCUCCUGCGAGGAUGAACGAAGCGAUUGUAAUAAUGAAGUGUAUGUAAAUGAUUGUACGUAGGAAGAGAGAAUUUAGGGCACAAGGCUUGUAGAUAUGAGGGGUUGGUGAAAGACGUGGGUUUUGAUUUUGCAUGUUUCCGUUACGGAAUAAGUUUUAUGUUGAUGAGUUAAUAAGGGUCUCGAUAGGAAGAGUGGUGAACACGCAAGAAAUAGAUGCUCUCAGCACAAGUCAUCUCCACUUGAUCAUGACUGAAUUUACACUGGCACAAAAAAAUCUGGCCUCUUUCUAACCUAUACGUGAAUAUAAGGUUAUUCUCUGCCCCAUUUACAGAAUUACAAUAAAGGGAGCCUUUGAGUACAUUAGCAAAAGAAAGGCUACAGUUUUUAAUGUAUUUUGAAGUUUUAAAUUAGUUAAGAUUGUAACGUUUUUGCAGACAUUAUAGAGAAGACUGAGUGUAAGAGCUCAGGAAUGUUACAUUGCUUAUGUUCAAACUUACAAUUUCCUCAGGAAUCUUUAUGCAUACAGAUUAAUGUGGUAGCAAGAGAGUCCAGAUCUAGGCUUUGACUUUGGCAGAUUUGAAGCGCUCGUGGCUAUAUGAACAGUGGUACAAACAGUGUUUGCCCUGCUUGGACAGCAUGGGAAAUAUCAAAUCUGUGCCAGACAGUAAGGGUUAACUAUAUUUUCUCUUCCUCAGUAAAUCCAGCCAGUCUACUCCCACUCGCAAACAAAAUAUACCCACACACACACACACACACACACAUACACACACGAAUACGCACACACAGCAGCAAAAAAAGUCUGCUGUCACUGCUAUCAAAACCUUUACACUGCUCCCAUGGCUUGGGGCCACCACCUGCACUCGACAUGAACUCUGUGAAUGUAGUCCAAUCUAAAUGAAAAAGACACACAUACACACAAAACAAAACAAACAAGAGAGACGCUGUAUAUCAUUUCAGUUCUGUUCUUCACUCAUCUCUACACCAUGUAAGUGUAAUCUGUUGUGACAAUAAAUGCAUUAC